Dinoponera quadriceps is the source of this 6376-nucleotide messenger RNA. RefSeq names its product glutamate decarboxylase (gene Gad1). Lineage: Eukaryota; Metazoa; Arthropoda; Insecta; Hymenoptera; Formicidae. Gene Ontology annotation, biological process: carboxylic acid metabolic process. The transcript has 11 exons. The coding region runs from base 235 to 1854 and encodes 539 amino acids. The record is from RefSeq and is a predicted model, not a curated record. Gene Ontology annotation, molecular function: pyridoxal phosphate binding; carboxy-lyase activity. Gene Ontology annotation, cellular component: cytoplasm.
UCGAGAGUCGUCCAGGCGUUUUCGGCACGAAGCAGUCCCUUGGAAACCACCCCGAAGCCCAUCGUCGUUUCGCCACUUCGUCGGUAUUCCACCCUUAAAAGUCCACGCUCGCGCCAAAGCGACAGCAAACCCGUUGAAAUCGUGAAGUCGAAGCACCAAGCGGUCGCGAAGAAAACCCGAAGGAGCCAGUAGACGGGAUUAAGGACUGUUGAGGCGAGGGACACAAGCAGAGACAUGGACAAUGUGCAAAUGAUCGGCACUAAAAUAACAGCAAUCAAGGAAUACUUAUAUAAUUUCGCACGAACGCAUUCACCCACCAGACUAAUGAGCUCCGAAAACACCUACUCGCUCUCCAAGGAGCAUUGCAACCUCAAGUAUUCGGACAUUCUGCCACACAAUGUAGAAGGCUAUCCGGCGACCAGAGAGUUCCUGAUGAAAGUGGUGGACAUCUUAUUGGACUUCGUCAAAUCGACAAACGAUAGAAAUGCAAAGGUCCUCGAUUUUCAUCAUCCUGCCGACAUGAUGCGGCUGUUGGAUCUGGAGAUCCCCGACACCGGACUGACUCUUCAACAGCUGCUAUUGGAUUGUUCAAUGACUUUGAAGUAUCAAGUGAAAACCGGACAUCCACAUUUCUUCAAUCAGCUAUCAUGCGGCCUUGAUUUAGUGUCCAUGGCUGGCGAGUGGCUAACUGCUACAGCGAACACGAACAUGUUCACCUACGAGAUCGCUCCCGUAUUUAUUCUGAUGGAGCACGUCGUCCUACAAAAAAUGCGCGAGUUCAUAGGUUGGAACUGCGGUGAUUCUAUCCUCGCUCCUGGAGGGUCCAUCAGCAAUCUUUACGCUUUCCUCGCUGCCAGACACAAGAUGUUUCCGACGUAUAAAGAAAAAGGGCUCUCUGCCAUCGGAGGACAGCUCGUUAUGUUUACGUCCGAUCAGUGCCAUUACUCUGUGAAAUCAUGCGCUUCCGUUUGCGGUCUCGGAACGGAUAACUGCGUGAUGGUGCCUUGCGAUGAGCGUGGUCGCAUCAUUCCAUCGAAGCUGGAAGAAUUGAUUCUGGAGCGUAAGGCCAGAGGUCACAUACCGUUCUUCGUGAACGCUACGGCGGGAACGACAGUUAUUGGUGCGUUCGAUCCGAUCCCAGAGGUAGCUGAUAUCUGCCAAAAGUACAGGCUUUGGUUGCACGUCGACGCGGCCUGGGGUGGUGGGCUGCUUCUGUCCAGAAAGUACAGACACCCGAGAUUGACUGGCAUCGAACGGGCUGAUUCGGUGACAUGGAAUCCUCAUAAACUUAUGGGAGCUCUACUUCAAUGUUCCAGUAUUCACUUUAAGGAAGACGGCCUGCUGAUCAGCUGUAACCAAAUGUCCGCGGAAUACCUGUUUAUGACGGACAAGCUAUACGACGUGAGGUACGACACUGGCGAUAAGGUCAUUCAAUGCGGACGUCAUAAUGACAUUUUCAAGCUUUGGCUGCAAUGGCGCGCCAAGGGCACAGAGGGUUUCGAGAAGCACAUGGACCGGCUGAUGGAACUAACUGAGUACAUGGUCAGGAGGAUUAAACAAAUGCCCGACAAGUAUUACUUGAUUCUCGAGCCCGAAUUAGUGAACGUCUGCUUCUGGUACCUGCCUACACGCGUGCGAAACAUGCCACACACCGCGGAGAGGAUAAAAAUCUUAGGCGAGAUUUGUCCAAUUCUGAAAGGUCGCAUGAUGCAAUCUGGUACCCUAAUGGUUGGCUAUCAGCCGGACGAUCGACGACCCAACUUCUUCAGGAACAUCAUUUCCAGUGCUGCCGUGACGGAAGCUGACGUUGAUUUUCUCCUGGCUGAGAUGGACCGACUGGGUCAUGAUUUGUAAGAAACUUGUCCAUAGAUAUUAAUCGUAUAUAAUAUACGAUUAGAUGACUGACACACACUCACACACACACACACACACACCGUUGGCCAAGCCGCACCGCUGUCACGUAAUUGUUUAAUUGGGUACGUCGAAAAUUUAGCGACGCACCCUUAAAUGAUGUGUACAAAAGAUACAAAAUUCAGAUCAAAAUUCAGAACCAACAAUAUGAGUAUAAAACGCGAGGAUAUGUGCGGUCUCUUUAUUAUAAUAGUUCUCCAUUCAGUUCUUGCUGAUUUUUUCGAGAUGUAAUAUUUCUUUAGUGAUGUGAAUUAUUUCACUUACGUAAAAGUUCUCACUUAUUAAGAGACUAAUAAUGUCUUGCGAGUGUUGAUAGUAAACGAUAUGGUAACAUUGAUUUGGUGUUGACUUGGUGUUUAAAUUUUGAUCGAGUUGAUUAGCAAAAUAAUUCCUUGCUGUAUUUCCCGGAGUAUCAUAAGUCUGGCCGUAAAAUAUAAACGUUCAUUCGUCAUCCAAUAAGAAGCUUCGCCAAGUCUAAAUUAAUUAAUAGAGUAUAACUGUUGCUUAGGACGAUAGAAAUAAUUUAAUUUCGCAUAAGUUUCUCAUUGAGAACGUGGAGGGAAAGUGUUGGUGUUGGUGAAGGGUUGAUGUGUAGCUAAAUGCUUCUCCAUCUUGCGAACAGUUUGCGGGAGCACCUUGAAAAUAUCGAGGAGAGAUAUUCAUAGUAUAAGUUUUCUAGAUUUAAACGAAAUACACGUCAUACCCGAAAAAAAAAAACGAAGAGUCAAGUUACAGAAUUAGAGAUGCUUCCGGCCGUAAGCUACGCAAAUUUCUUAUUUUUCGCUGCUCGAUGCAUAUCCAUACGAGCGAUAAAGCUACUAAUCUCUUAUAAACCGAAGCAAUAAUAGUGUAGAUCUGCUUUUCAAAUGAAACAUCCGAAUAAAACACUUUAUCUCGGAACAUGAAUCAUAAAGAGAGUGUGUUCAAAUUUGAUUACGCUUAAUUUAUUACGCUUAACAAAUUAAUUUUUACACAAAUGUGCCACUUCGGACAAUAUAUAUAUCGAAUCGGUUUUGAAAUGUUUGACAAUAUCAACUUGUGUAUAAACAAUUUUUUAAAUUUAACAAUAUUUUUGUUGAUGUUAUACUUAUGAAUAUAUUAAAUUGUAUUUUAUUAUAGUUAAAUGACUAUGAGCACAUUUAAUAUCGUUCAACAGUCUUGUUUAAAAUUAUUCAAAAGUUGCUAAAGGGAAGCACAUUCCAAUAAGAAGAUUUAUUUCGCGAUUUAAUCAAAAUUGAUUGUUUAUUUAUAUUUAACAUCUAUAUAAAUAUAUAACAUACGGAAUGAAAAAACAGAUCGGAUGGUGUAGAGGUUUAUUAUCUAGAGUAUAAAUUGUAAGCUAUAUCUCUCUGAGCUUAAGCAUUGUUCUGUCCUCGUUGUAUGAGUUACAACGAAUUGUCAGCCAAUAGUUACGGAAUAUAAUAUUUUUAUCGACGUGGCAUAUAUUGCAUAUGAUAGGUAACACAAAUGAUAUUACUUUUCAUUAUAGAAAAUAAACUUAAUGCUACGCAUUAUUUCGUUGAAGUAUUGACAAUGUUUAUAAUUUAUCGAUUGUUUGCGAAGAUAACGUUAUGAGAUGGAUUGCACCCAUUAUAUACAAAUGUAUGUAUAUUAUAAUUUACUGUUGAACAAUUUUAAUCGAAAACGGAGAGUACUAUUUAAUAUAUAGAUAAAUAUACAAAAAAGUAUAUAAAUAUAUAAAUAUCAAAGCAUAUAUAUAUAUAUAUAUAUAUAUAUAUAUUUAGUGUUGAGAUUUUAAGAAUACAAAACACAAACCCAUGAAAGUACAUGCUUUUUCAAGUAUUCGUGCGAACGGUUGUUACUUAGUUCGUCGAUUCUGUUAGAGAUCUAUCUAUCGUUCUUCAUUCAAGCACUAUUAAUGUAGUUAAAUAGUUGGAAGUGGGAAUUGCAUCGUAACAAUAUGAACUGAUGCAAUAAUUAUUUCCAAUAUCAUAGAUUUUCAUAUUAAUUCUUUAUAAGAACAAUAUAACCUUGUAAUUUUAUUAUCUCCGUUAUAUAUAUAUAUAUGUAUCGAUACAAUACACUUUUUAUUAGCGUUUGACCGCUGUUUCACGUCACGAAAAAAGUUCUAUAACAUACGUUACGAACAUGGUGAAUUUACAAACGACGACAAGCGUUUCGAUCUGUUCGACGACACUUACAACCGAACGACUCUAUAGAUUUCGACUUACUCGCCAGUACGGAGUAACAAAAAAAAGGUAUUUAACGCGUAAGUAACAUAAAAUAUCUAGGUGUAACUAUACGGGAAAUUGAGUGUAUUUAUGUACAUUUUCGGUAAUUCAACGCAUUUCUUUUUCCGUCGACGACUAUCGUGCCGUCGUGGCAAUUAGCUUAAGUCACACUUAGCCAAACAUGUUAGAAAUGGGGAGCCGCAAUUAGUACUGGGAUUGAACUAAUGCGUGAUUAUCGAAGUAGAGAAUAAUCGAUAUGUCCUGUUACAUGUAACUUAAUGCCAAAGAUGUUAAUCGUACGUACUUAAAUGACGGCGCUUGGCUGACGGAUUAUAGCGAGCGAUGUCAAUUCCAUAAAGAAACGUAUAUAAUAUAUAAAAUAUAAAGUACGAUACUGUUGAACUCUGCAUCAAUGAAGCAAAUAAAAUUGGAGGUUGUGUUCGUAAUGUGUUUGAUGUCAAGACAUGAAUAAUGUUUACUUUUCAAAACGACUCGUAUCUUAUUGCACAAUCACGUAAAGGGUAUCAAAAAAUGUUGGCGAAACAAUUUUAAAAUAGUUUACAAUUCGUACGACAAACAUCAGUUUGAAAAACCGUUUUCGGCACUAAAUGUUUUAUUUAUUGAUCUGGAGUUCACACAAUUCAUCUAUAAUGACUAUAUGCGCCAAGGGNGGGGGGGGGGGGGGCGGACAAAUGUAUUUUUCGAAAGGAAAAUGAAUUAAAUGAUUCAUCUGACCAGCAAACCGAUACCUGCAAAGAGGCUCUAUCGAGACAUUGUUAAUUAUUAUUCGUAAUUCUAUCGGCGUUGCGAGUUCUUUUAGUCAUAGUCGUUGGCACUGCCGACAUAGCGAUCAAUGCUAAUCAGAAGCGAAUAACUCUCGUAAUACAAACGUCUUACAAAUUCCCGUGUGAAUGACCUUCUUUUUGAGGAAAGAGCGAUAUAUUUGUAUAGAAAGUAUACUCGUCCUUGUAGACUUGCAGUCAUUUGAUUUGCAUGUACAACUAGUUGAUUAAUACGUUAAAUUCCGCGUUUUACGUCGGACGUAAACCUUUAAGAGCGCGUUCCACAAUUCCCCACCCAGGUGCGCACAGAAGUAUAGCAUAUACGUAAUAUGAAUUAUCACUUAAAGCUAUACUUCUGAAUGCAUCUGGACGGGGAAUUGGAAUAUAGCCCGGAAAGUCGAUGUUAUCGAUGGUAGAUAUCAGCGAUAGUAUUAAUAUAGUAAUAUAGUAAAGCACUAACUCUUAUUAGAAAAUAUAUUAUUUAUAUAAUUACAAGCUGAAACUGCAAGUGUUACUGUGGAUAUCACGGAAAUUACAUUUGUUAAAAUGAUACAUACAGUAACAAUUUACCCUAAGCCCAACAUAUCAAAAUUCGCAUAACGAAUAAUGAAAGAAAAAGAGAAGAACGACGUGUACAUAAAAAGCCACUUUAUUGGUUUUAAUAUUUCGUACAUUGUUGGAACGAUAGAAUUAAAUAUAAUGUUAUUUCGAAGAGAAAACUACGCUUCACAUAUUUAAUUCUUAGAGUAUUCUUAAAGUAAUUUUUAGAAAUGCACAUCUUCAAAUAACAUGCACAUUUCGGAAAUAUUUAAUAAUUCAUACUUCCGUCUAAUUCCAUGCACUCCAUGCACUUUUUCAGUUCUUGUGACGUUUAGCAGCACUUUGCACUGCACUAUACAUGUUGCACUACGACAUUGUAUGUAGUGAUUAUCGAUAUAUUUCGGCUUUUCUCGACAGUCUACAUCGACGAGAAAUACAUACGUUUGUGAGCAAAUAAUCUCUCGCUUGGGUUGCGUUAACGAGGUAGGAAGUCUCCAUAACGAGUUCAUUCAUGCGAUUGAGUUCCUUUACUGGUGGUUUAUCAUGCCGACCUUGGAAGUCCUUGACCUCAUCAUUAUCGUUAAUUAUUAGUCUAAGUUGAUAAUGGAGCAAAGCAAGCAACAACAAAGUCCCAUGUCUUCCAAACGAUGAGAGUAACGAUUAGUGUUUAGCGAGAAAGCCUCGAAACAUCAUCGAGGAGAAAGCUAUCCUUGUAUACUGUACGUAAAGAGAGAGAAAUACAUUUAUAUAUACAUAGAGAAAAAAAAAUAUAUAUAUAUGUUCACACGCGUGUGCGCAAAACUCUGUUGAUAUGUAAACGAGAAACGAAUGUUGAGAGAAUAUGCUGCGAUGAUUGUUUGCUGGCACGUCAUAAUGUUGUUCGAAUACCACCUACUCACCUAAUUGCCCUUAUUAUCCACUGUAUAUCAAUGUCUAAUAAACUGCUGUUAU